CAAACAAUUCUGGCCUUGUAUUCAGCACUAGACCGAUAUCUGCGGACCAGAACCAAUACUAUGCCAACAUUUGUACCAACAAUCUACUACGACCAGGAACAGUUAUGGGUCUCCCUGGUAUUGUAGAAAGUAACGAACCGAAGAAGAUGAUGAUGAUGAUGAUGAUGAUGAUGAUGAUGAUGAUGAUGAUGAUGAUGAUGAUCAGCAGGAGAACGAAAACGAUGGAUAUUAAUAAUCAUCGGGUAGCUAUUGGACCGUCUGGAUUAGUUCUGUUAGAUCAAGAUAUGUCAGGAUUACCACCAUUACCAGAUUUAGUAUCGUCAGCAAUGCGACAAUUGCAACCACCUACGCCACGGGUCACGGUUUCUGCACCAACCAGCCCAACGAGGGAUGCAACUUUUCAAUUUCCCGAAUGCAGCUCGUCCAGCAAUGCAGUUGCCGUAGCUGCUGCAGCUGCUUCCUAUGCUGCUGCUAAUGCAACAAGAACUAGAAAUUACGAUAAUGAAAAUGUUGAAGAAGAAGAAGAGGGGACAAAUCCCGUGCCAACUCCAACACCAAGGCCACGGCCACGAAGGAACAGACCUAGUAAUGUUCGUGUACCUUUCAAAAAGGCAUUACCAGUCUGCAAUGGGGAAUUGUCGAACAAUUGUUCCGAAUAUCCGGGCCAUGUAUUAAGCAACGAACAGUUUUUGAUCGACAUCGGGACAACUUUAAGAAAAAUUGCUCAAGAUUUGCAAGCAUCCAAAAGCAAGAACAACGAAAUGGAAAAUCUACGACUGUCAUUGAUGCCACCUGGUUUUUCGAGCAACACCAAUAGCAGCAAUAACGAGGAUAGAAUGGGUUCCUUGAUCCCAGCAUCCUUCAGAGAAACGACGUUAUGGGUGUCAAUUGUACUAUACCUCGGCUGGACUCUCAUUUCUCGUCUACGAUAAGUCAUAAGCUUUUUUCGCCACGCAGUAGCAGCAGCACCCACCAGCACCAGCAUCAUCCAGAGUAUCAUCGCAUUUGAGAACAUUGGGGGAUCACAUUAUUAUUAUUAUUAUUAUUAUUAUCGUUUAACAUGAGCAAACAAAAAUCUGAUGGAAAAGCAGCAACAACAACAACAACAACAUCAGAAGAAGAAAGAGAAAGAAGGUGGAAGAGGAGGAGGAGGAGGAGGAGGAGGAGGAGAGGUAGAGGAAAGGAUAUUUUCAAGUUUUAGGAAGUAGAGUAAGAUGAGAGGAGAAAUUUGAAAAUAAUUAACCAACCAAUAACACGACCAUUGUUCGGGUUAAUAAUAAUCAUUUUUUAAUGGUUUUUUUUUUUUGGUUUUUUUAUUCUUUAAUCAUAAAAAAAAAAAACAGAUAUUCUCCUCCGAACUCUAUUUCCAUUUAUUGCUUU
Molecule: messenger RNA, 1380 nt
Organism: Polistes canadensis
Lineage: Eukaryota; Metazoa; Arthropoda; Insecta; Hymenoptera; Vespidae
Exons: 5
Coding region: 105-932 (275 amino acids)
Source: RefSeq, a predicted model, not a curated record